Clupea harengus (Atlantic herring) is the source of this 1740-nucleotide messenger RNA. RefSeq names its product mitochondrial transcription termination factor 3 (gene mterf3). Gene Ontology annotation, molecular function: double-stranded DNA binding. Gene Ontology annotation, cellular component: mitochondrion. Gene Ontology annotation, biological process: regulation of DNA-templated transcription; mitochondrial transcription; mitochondrial ribosome assembly. NCBI's taxonomy places the organism in Eukaryota, Metazoa, Chordata, Actinopteri, Clupeiformes, Clupeidae. The record is from RefSeq and is a predicted model, not a curated record.
AGAGCUUCAAGUGGCUGUCAGUGAUCAAGUUGUUAAACAGAAUGUGUCAUCACAUCCAUGCCGGAGGGGAAAUCAUUAAGAAUGUACUGUCAAACUUCGUGCAAUUAUGAUUAUAGAAUAAUAAAAGCCAAUUCCGCCGUCAAAAGACAGUUAUAAUUAGUUUAAAUAUACAUACAUGAGGACUAUAGUCAUUCUAUUCGAGUGUGUUUAUUCUGUUCGCAACUGGUAUAUCAGCUAGCUACACCGCCUUGACUUGGUACAUUCAGGACUUCCGCAACAACAUUGGAGAGGACAUGUGAGACAAAUGAAGAGACUUUGAAUGUGUGGAAUGGAGUGACAACUAGUGACAGAAGUUAGAAGGAGCUGCCCCAUGUUUUCCACCAAUAUGCACGUUGGUCAACGAUGUGUCCGCCUGCUGCGUGGCAGGAUAAUGUCUAUCAUCACCCACCCUUCCACCGACUGUACAGCAGCCCCCCAGCAGCCUCUUGGCGGUCACACAACCACAGUGAAACGCAUGCACAGCAUUCUAGCACAGCACCCAGUCCUUCAUAGUGGUCAUAUAUCCUCACAGACCACAGAAGGAAGGUUAGGAGUUGGAGGCCUCCGUUAUUGUUCUGUUACACAACACAGGUGUCAGGUCAAACAAAGUGACUGCGAAGAACCAGAGGCAAAGAAUGUAAUAAUCUAUGAGCAGGCGCAGGCGCCCAGCAGAAAACUCCCUUUGACUGAAAUGCCAGCUGUGAUUGAUUUGGAGGAUGUCCCAAGCCUCUCAGCUCUUGAAGAAAUCAGCGAUGAGGAGGCAAUUCAGAUCCUGGUGCCUCAAGCCUUACCCCCCAUCUCAUUCUCUCUCAGAGACUACGUUGACCAAUCAGAAACACUCACCAAGCUACUGCAACUAGGUGUAGAUCUAUGGAAACUAGACCAGCGGCGGAAUGUGGGUUCCAUGCUGGUGAGGCUGGACUUCCAAUCAGAUGUGGCUCCUCGGCUGCUCUUCCUCAAGGAUCUGGGGCUGCAGGAUGGCCAGCUGGGGUCCGUGAUCACGACCAAUCCCUUCAUCCUCACAGAGAGCCUGGACAAACUGAAGGCCAGGGUCUCUUAUCUCAAGUCAAAGAAGUUCAGCACAGAGUCAAUAGCCUCUAUGGUUUGUAAAGCCCCAUAUUUGCUGAACUUUAAUGUGAAGAGGCUGGACAAUCGUCUGGGCUUCUACCAAGACAUCUUGGGUCUCAACCCUGGAAAGACACGGGACAUCAUCACUCGUCUCCCCAGACUCCUGUGUAGAAGUCUGGAGCCAGUAAAGGAGAUCCUGAAGGUAUGUGAACUGGAAUUUGGCUUUCGUACAGGUGAAAUACAACACAUGGUCACUGAAGUACCAAAAAUUUUGACAGCAAACAAGACAAAGCUGAGCAAGAUAUUUGAUUACCUUAACACUACCAUGGGCAUUCCCCAUUCUCUUAUUGCCAAGUUCCCACAGGUUCUGAAUUCCCAGUUUUUGCGGAUCAAAGAGAGACACCUGUUCCUGAAGUACCUGGGAAGAGCACAGUAUGACCCAGCAGAACCAAACUAUGUUUCCCUAGAGCGCCUUGUGGCAGUCCCAAAUGAUGUCUUCUGUGUCAGUGUGGCACUUGCCACAGAAGAAGAUUUUGAACGCUUUCAAAAAACUUUGUAGUCCAUUUGUAGAUUUGUCUUGAUCUAUGUAUAUUUCUUCAUUGCAUUGUUUUCAUAAAGCCCCAUAAAAACAAA